Lytechinus variegatus (green sea urchin) is the source of this 1913-nucleotide messenger RNA. RefSeq names its product rhodopsin, GQ-coupled-like. The record is from RefSeq and is a predicted model, not a curated record. Gene Ontology annotation, biological process: G protein-coupled receptor signaling pathway. Bases 644 to 1759 code for a protein of 371 amino acids. Gene Ontology annotation, molecular function: neuropeptide Y receptor activity. Gene Ontology annotation, cellular component: membrane. The transcript has a single exon. Lineage: Eukaryota; Metazoa; Echinodermata; Echinoidea; Temnopleuroida; Toxopneustidae.
AUUUGAAUUCGAAUUCCCGAGCAAAGGCGGUAUAUGUUUAGUGACAAUCAAUGCACUGCAUCGCAAAUACAAACUUCGAUGAGUGCAUGGCAACGGUAUCAUCUACGGAAUUACUUGAAAGGUCGCGUAAGCUCCACCCCCAACGAUGUUUUGGAGGUCAAGUCUUUCACACGGAAAAUCCGUACCGUAAUUUGAGUGACACUUACUGGAAUUCACUUCCGGAGUAGAAUGUGAUUAGCUUUCGUGAUUCUAGUUUUGUUUCACAUGUGCUAAAAAAAAUCGUUAGCAUACAGUGUUAAAGGUCGGUAAGACUAUAGAACAGCAAAACACGAACCCUCUUUCGCCGCUUUGUUUAGAUAAUGACAUAUUAGAUAAAAAUCAACUCGAAAAGAAAAGUUGCUUUAUCAUUAUCUUUGAUGAUCGAGUCCAGAUGAAAAUUCUAGUAAUAUAUAGCGUGGAGGCGUGUAUGGUGAUUGGUUAUACAAUGCAUAUGUUGCCGUGCUCUUUACUAGAGGAGCUCAGAAAAGGUGAUGAUCGUGCCAGUUAACUUUGGAAGCUUGCCUGCUUUAGCAUUUCUUUGUUGUACCUUUCUCCAGAAUAAGAUUAGACCUGUAGUGCGGAACAUUAUAUUGCUGAUCCGAUAAUGGAAAUGACAACCUUCCUAGAUUUCCUAAAUGUAUCAAUUGCUGUCACACAAACCAUAUACCCUACCACAGAAGCACAGAAUAUCACCAGCACUUCAGAUUCGGGAUUCGAUUUCACGAUGAUCCCAAGUGCUAUAUCGGAAAGAAGUGUCAUUCCCUUCCGCCAUCGUGUAAUUGUUGCAUCCGUCUUGCUCGUAAUGGCAUUGGUCGGUCUUUUGGGCAACUCUCUCGUCAUCAUAUCGGUCAUCGUUAGCAAAACACUUCGGACGAUUACCAAUGUUCUAGUGGUAAAUCUCGCUUUCGCUGAUAUUUUGGCGUGUUCCUUGAUACCCUUUCAAGGUGUUGGUCUCCUGAGCCAAACAGGAACUUAUCCUUUGAACGAGGUGACCUGCGCAACCGUUGCCGCAGUACAUUACAUCAGCGUCUGCUGCAGUGUGUACACUCUUGUAGCAAUAGCAUUUAUAAGGUGGUAUGUCAUAACCAAGUCUAUCCGAGGACAUCAAGGUCUUCAUACUCCUAAGAGAAUCAUCGUCGUAGCUGUGAUAAUCUGGAUGUUCUCGGUAUUAGCAAUGGUCCUACCUCCAGUGUUUGGUCUUGGGACACUCGGCUACUCCGAAUAUUACAGCAUGUGUUCUUUAAAAGAUGAGAAAACAUCCAAAACUUAUUACGUCAUACUUCAAGGAACCUUGGCAGCAGUAGCUCUUUUGCUCACUCUUACACUCUACUCUUUGAUUCUGAGUCAUGUUCGUCGACACAAUGACCAAUUUCGAAACAAGUACGCAACGGAUGAAAAGACCAAGUCCACGUCAGCAAGCACACGAGGAGGCCAAGCUUCUUCGUCUGAUCCUGGAGGUUCUCAUCCACCCAUGAUCAAGGCAAUUAAUCAAAAGGAAAUCGAGAUCACUAAGAAUCUUUUCAUGGUCGUUUGUGUUUUCAUGUUCUGUUUCCUAGCUACUGCUGUUAAUUUCUUCAUCCCUGGUACGAGAAUUAUUACUCUCUAUACUACAAUGAUACUAUUAGGGAACAGUGUGGCCAAUCCGAUCAUCUACGGUCUGAAGCAUCCGAACUUUCAGAAGGUCUUCAAGGAAAUCCUAUGCUGUCGAUCUGUUGGAUAGGCUUUCAUAGCAAUUUUAUCACGGAAGGCUUUAUGUUACUCCUUGAUUGUCAAGUUCUACGUACACAAGUAUAGAUCGUAUGAAACAUAUUUCAUCACAGAGACAAGAUAAUUAUUUUCGCAAAUUAAUUUUGUAUCAUUUCUUAAUGCCUGUU